AUGAACACUCCACAAUCUCCAUCAUCCGUGACAAACAUCGAUGGUGCCCCAGCACAGCCAUUCCGUACACCUCCUCCUCCACCUCCCCCUAGAAGAAAGAGUCAGAAGCCAAUGACGUCGGGCAACGCUUGCAUGCAGCAGGUCGGCAUGGGUCUGCUGAUGGGCUCGCUCGUCGGCUCUUCAAUGGGUCUGCUCAUAGGACUUGCAAUCACACUGCCCAGUGGCAUCAGAGGCAGGAAGAUGUUUAUUAUUGCCGGUAACAGUGCACUCAAGUCCACUGCGUUCUUUGCUGGUCUGAUGGGCAUUGGUUCAGCGCUGCGAUGUGACGAUUAUACACAAGACGAAUCAUCAUUGUUUCAAACGAUGAAAUACAAUCAUUUGGCGAUAAACAGAAGCAAUCACCUUUAUAUAUAA
Acytostelium subglobosum LB1 is the source of this 414-nucleotide messenger RNA. RefSeq lists its product as hypothetical. The record is from RefSeq and is a predicted model, not a curated record. Gene Ontology annotation, biological process: protein insertion into mitochondrial inner membrane; protein import into mitochondrial matrix. Bases 1 to 414 code for a protein of 137 amino acids. The transcript has a single exon. Gene Ontology annotation, cellular component: TIM23 mitochondrial import inner membrane translocase complex. NCBI's taxonomy places the organism in Eukaryota, Evosea, Eumycetozoa, Acytosteliales, Acytosteliaceae.